Molecule: messenger RNA, 1684 nt
Organism: Cuscuta epithymum
Lineage: Eukaryota; Viridiplantae; Streptophyta; Magnoliopsida; Solanales; Convolvulaceae
Source: the annotation of a GenBank genome assembly
AUAGUAAUUUAUAUAAAUUACUAUGUUCGAGCUCGGCUCGAUUAAUUUUUCGAACUCGGUUCGAGUUCGAAAGCUCGUUAAGCUCGAUUCGUUAUGGUCAAAACCAUGCUCGAACUCGAAUAGUUCCAUAAAAGUUCGAUUUUUUAACGGCCCUAGCUUUAAUGGAAUCAUCCCGUACUAGAGUUGGUGCAGGGAGGAAGUCAUAGAUAAGCAAAGGGGGAAUUUGAUUUUGCACCCUACUUUUUGGGUGAUAUUGGACUUUGCAUUCCAUUUUGAAAAAAACUUUGAUUCUGGACCCCAUUCCACUUAAAAUUUAUUUAACUUUGCAUCCCAUUUAGAAAUUUUUCUUCACAAAAUGGUAUGUGUUGGGGUGAAAAGUCAAAGUUUUUUGAAAAUGAAAUGCAAAAUCCAAUGUUACAAAAAAGUGGGGUAUCUGGUCAUUUCAGUCGUUUCAUCGCCCUUCGACCUCGAACUAACGAGCAUGGCGAUGCCAUACGCGAUGCACAUUCUACUGCUCGUAUCAACUCUCUUUCUCUCAUCCCAGUCGAUCAGCGACACUAAUCACGUAUACUCGCCUUGUUCUGAUGCAAAGGUACAGAGGUCCGACGGGUUCACCUUCGGAGUUGCAUUUGCCCCCAGAAACGCCACCUUCGCCAUCAACAACAGAAACGCCGUUCAGCUCUCCCCCUGCGAUACUCGCCUUUCUCUCGCCGGAAACGCCCAGAUCGCUGUUUUCCGACCCAAAGUUGACGAGAUCUCGCUCCUCACAAUCAACACCUCGAACUUCUUUCCGGAUACCUAUGGUGGGUAUAUGGUGGCAUUUGCUGGUCGGAAAUACGCUGCUAGGUCUAUCCCUGCUUUUGUUGCAAAUGGUACCUACAUUGUGACAAGCUUUACAUUGGUAAGGAGUACAUAAUGCAUCUUCAAAGUAGCUAUGGCCUUUUUGGUAAGGGUUAUUGGCUGAAAUUUCCUGAAAAAUAUUAUGAAAGAGAUAAGUGAUUGUUAACAUCCAUUUUAGCCAAAGUUACUUGUUUUGCUGUUAAGUAGAAUAAAUAGAAUAAGCCGAUUAUGACUACCCAACGAAGCCAUAAUGUCUGUUUAACAGCUAAAGCAAUGACAUUUUGUGAGAGCCAGGUUCUUGAAUUCAAAAAGGGCAGGCUGCAAAACCUUUACUGGAAGAGGGACGGUUGUGCAUCAUGCACACAUGCCUCAUCAAACUUUGCAUGCCUCAAUGGUCAAGAUUGUGCUAUGAAGGUCAAUGCAUGCAAAAACAGAGGUGGCAAUGUGGACUGUAGCCUUGGGAUACAAGUUGCAUUUUCUGGGACUGAUGAGCACAAUUCAGUUUUCAACUCAUGGUACGAAGUGAAGAACCUUCGCCAGUACUCACUCUAUAGCGUGUAUUCCAAUCUGAGAGAUUCUCUCACCAGUCAAUACAACAAAUUAUUUUGAUUUGGUGCCUUGUAUAUUUAUGCUUUUCUUUGCCUUGUUUCUUUGUUCUGUUCAAAUUUGAAUACAUCAUCCCUGUGUGUGCUGAUGAUGAUGGACGUUUGGAUGGCCUUUGGAAGUGUACUACUACGGACCACUGUAAAUGCCUUUGACGCGUACUAUAGGAGGGUCUAAAAUACACUCCAUCCAUUUGCGAAAAUUUAUUUCCUUUUAAUUUUACCCUUUGGCUUUCAUCAUU